Messenger RNA from Endocarpon pusillum Z07020, 702 nucleotides. RefSeq lists its product as uncharacterized. The transcript has a single exon. Gene Ontology annotation, cellular component: mitochondrial inner membrane. The record is from RefSeq and is a predicted model, not a curated record. Bases 1 to 702 code for a protein of 233 amino acids. NCBI's taxonomy places the organism in Eukaryota, Fungi, Ascomycota, Eurotiomycetes, Verrucariales, Verrucariaceae. Gene Ontology annotation, biological process: mitochondrial respiratory chain complex I assembly.
AUGCAUUCUCCAUCCCUGCAGCUAUUAAGAGCUUUGCGAGCUAGCACUACCCGACAACCUGCCUGCCAUUACUUGACCCGUCGACAUGCCGUGACGCCUUACAGUUUACAGUCUUUCCCCAAGAGUAGCAGGCAUGUUCGAUGUCUAUCUGGCACUGGGUCUCUACCAAAGGAUCGGACAACAGGCCCUCCCAAAUCACGCGACCGUGGUCCCGAGUCAGACGAAGCGACGCGGACUGACUUCGGCGCGAUGAACAUUCUAGGCAACAUGGGUACACCAGCUACCAGCAUUGAUGCUUGCGUUAGCGAUGGCUUCCAUCUCAACAACGGUCUGAAAACAUCGAGUGGCGGUGGAAUAAUAUUAGUUGGAGGAGAAGCCUUCACCUGGCGGCCUUGGGAAGGUACAUCCAAAGAGCCGGCAGCAAUGCUGAGCAAAGCCGGGUCCCUGGAGAUUGGAGGCAGCGCUGGCGCUUGGGGGUUGCUAGAGCUUCUGUGGCCGAAGCCGGAUCUGCUCAUGGUGGGUACAGGAGGCAAGGUCUGGCCAUUGAGUAAGGAAACACGGGAAUACAUCAAUGGGCUUGGUAUCAAGAUCGACGUGAUGGACACUGGACAUGCGUCUGCUGCUUACAAUUUGUUGGCGACAGAGAGGGGAACGGAUAUCGUGGCAGCUGCUAUGCUGCCAAUCGGAUGGAAUGGCCGCUGA